This is a messenger RNA of Pyricularia oryzae 70-15, 2570 nucleotides long. RefSeq names its product vacuolar fusion protein mon-1. The record is from RefSeq and is a predicted model, not a curated record. The transcript has a single exon. The coding region runs from base 289 to 2181 and encodes 630 amino acids. NCBI's taxonomy places the organism in Eukaryota, Fungi, Ascomycota, Sordariomycetes, Magnaporthales, Pyriculariaceae. Gene Ontology annotation, biological process: vesicle-mediated transport; protein targeting to vacuole. Gene Ontology annotation, cellular component: fungal-type vacuole membrane; Mon1-Ccz1 complex.
CAUGUCGUCACCCCUUUGGCGUAAAUGUCCUCCAAUUCCCGUUUUGAACCCUUCCCAUCAUGAGCUGCGACUGUAUAACUGGAUCCUGACCACGAAGACAAGAUGCAUCAAUGUUUUCGAUAUUGAAAAUGAGCGGUUGAAACCAAUGGCCUCUUAGCGCCAAGUCAGGCAACAAACCCAUCCGCGCGCCUGACCUGACCUCAUUGCGGAACCAAAGCCACAUGACAAGUUGUCUAUCACAACAACAGUGGAAUAUUAUGUUUGACCUGAGAGGUUUAUAUCACAGACAUGGCUCAAGAAGACCAUGCCCCCGAUAGUGCCGACUCGGCCGCGGUCACCGCUACUGAUAGCCCCGACCCUGCGACCUCGACCCCAACUCCGCCUCCGCCCCCACUCCCACCUCGGCCCCGCCAACCAACGUCGCCCGGAAGUACCGAGACGUCAAAAUUACAGUCCGGUGCGACUACCGCGAUAACGUCCAUCGACAUUCAAACGCUCUCGUUCCCCGAUGGUUCCCGCGGUACUUUCUCCACCCCCGGAACGCGGGCUGUGUCAACUCCCGGAAGGACGUCCCCCAGCGGCUACUCAACGCCCGCGACCAACAUCGGCGGUCUGGAUGAUGCCAUGAGCGUAAUGAGCUUCGCGCCAACGCUCAAGCCACCCGGAGAUUUAGCCAGCUUGAUUGAGGGGGAGAUCAACCGCAAGAGCCGCGCCUGGCAGCUGCUGAGGUCGCAGUCCGCCAGCGUGCAGCCGUUCGAGGCCAGAGGCCCGAAUUUCGCACGCCCGAUGGAUCAAUUGACUGGCUUUGAACAAGAGUUUGACGAUGUCAACUCUGCCGCGCCAGCGGAUUCUGAAACGGGCUCAGAUGAUGAGGAACGUCUGCGGCUGUGGAAGGCCAAACUGAAGCACUACAUGAUCCUAUCGUCGGCUGGCAAGCCGAUCUGGAGCAGACAUGGUGACUUGAGCUUAAUCAACUCAUACAUGGGAGUUGUCCAAACUAUCAUUUCGUUCUACGAAGGCGCCAAAGAUCCGCUGCAGGGCUUUACGGCUGGCGACGCCCGAUUCGUCAUUUGCACCCAGGGGCCCUUGUAUUUUGUUGCCAUCAGCCGCCUGGGCGAGAGCGACUUGCAGCUGCGGGCUCAGCUCGACGCUCUCUAUAUGCAGAUUCUUUCCACCCUGACACUGCCGACGCUGACCAACAUCUUCGUCAACCGGCCCUCUUCCGACCUGCGCAAACCCCUUCAGGGCACUGAGUCGCUUCUCUCAGCGCUGGCAGACAGCUUCACAAAGGGGUCUCCAUCCGCUAUGCUUGGCGCUCUCGAGUGCCUAAAGCUCCGCAAGUCCCACCGGCGCGCAAUCAACAACGCAUUCCUCAAACAACGCUCUGAAAAGCUUCUUUACGGGUUGAUAGUCGCUGGAGGGAAGCUUGUCAGCGUCAUACGUCCUCGCCGCCAUUCGCUACACCCUUCCGAUCUGGAGCUGAUCUUCAACAUGCUUUUCGAAUCCGACGGCAUCAAGGCCGGUGGCGGUGAGAACUGGAUCCCGUUGUGCCUGCCUGCAUUCAACAACAGAGGUUAUCUAUACAUGUAUGUCAGCUUCUUCGAUAACAAGGAUCUCGACUCCACGUCAGUGCCCGAGGCAGCUUCGCCACCCCCAUCGGCCCAAGAUGAGAUCGCCAUCAUCCUGAUCAGCCCAGACAAGGAGUCCUUCUUUGAGCUCAAGGACAUGCGCGACAGGGUAGCAGAGACCUUGACCAAGAACGGUGCCCUGACGCUGAUCCGCGCCGCCACCGCCGCUGGCCGGCCACGAGUCGACGCCGUCGCUGGGCCCGCGGGUGGCGGCCAGAUUGCGCACUUCCUGUACAAGUCGCGCGCCAACGUCCAGCUGGUGGCCUCUUCGUUCGACAAGCCCAGGUUUGAUAUGGUCACGCGACGCCGACUCAUGACGCUGUACCACGGCCUCCACACCGCCGUGCACGCCCGCUACGCGCACUCAAAGGUGCUGCACCGCGCCGCCGCCGAUUCGGUCAGCCUGGCCUGGAUCACGCCGGCCUUUGAGUUUUACUGCGUUGCCGGCCCCAACGCCUCGCGCGCCGUCAUGACCCAGGGCGCAAACAAGAUUGUGCAGUGGAUAAAGCGUGAAGAGGAGCGGCUGUUUAUCGUCGGUGGCGGUGUAUUUUAAAGAGGCAAAUCUUGGUUGCCUUUGAUCUUUUUAUCCAACACUAACUCUUUUUUUUUCUUCACUUUUUUGCUAUAUCGUUGGCCCUUUUGGCUUGAAACAUAGCCCAGAUAUAUCAUGCAUCAACUUUAAGCAUUAAUGAUACACCGUCUGUGUCCCAAUGCUGACUCGACUGAGGAUUUAACUGUCACUCUUCUUGUUCAAGAAGUCUCGGCUUCCAAGACCUACUAAGGCCACUAUGCAGAUAUCUACCACUCCUCUUAAUAAUAAUGACUCUGUUUAGACCAAAUAUAAUGACAGCGUCACAAACAAGGCAUGUAUGCCAGUACGCAUUGCUCAAGCUGCAACGUAAUUUACGACCAUCCAAUUCAAUAUCAGACCACACUCUAUAG